Xyrauchen texanus (razorback sucker) is the source of this 1947-nucleotide messenger RNA. Its product is annotated as high mobility group protein B3-like. The record is from RefSeq and is a predicted model, not a curated record. Gene Ontology annotation, molecular function: DNA binding, bending. NCBI's taxonomy places the organism in Eukaryota, Metazoa, Chordata, Actinopteri, Cypriniformes, Catostomidae. The transcript has 5 exons. Gene Ontology annotation, biological process: regulation of transcription by RNA polymerase II. Bases 8 to 781 code for a protein of 257 amino acids.
UCAGCGCAUGGGGUUUAAAGAGGAGAGAGAAGGGAACACAGUGGCGAGAUUUCUAUCAACUCAACAACACAGAUAUAUUUUUACAGAACAAGAGAAGGUAUUAUUGGACACAGGACCCCUCUCAUCUUGCAAAAUGGCAAAAGGGGACCCCAGGAAACCCAAGGGCAAGAUGUCCUCUUAUGCCUACUUCAUUCAGACAUGCCGAGAGGAGCACAAAAAGAAAACCCCUGAGAUUCCGGUCAGCUUUUCAGAAUUCUCCAAAAGGUGCUCUGGAAGAUGGAAGGCAAUGUCAGAUAAAGAGAAAUCCAGGUUUGAGGACAUGGCCAAACAGGAUAAAGUGCGUUACGAUCAAGAGAUGAUGCACUACAUGCCUGGCAACAAAAAAGGCAAAAAGAAGGAUCCCAAUGCCCCCAAGAGACCACCCUCUGGAUUUUUCAUAUUCUGCUCGGAGCACCGUCCACAAAUCAAAGCUCAGUACCCCAGCUUGGGCAUUGGAGAUGUGGCCAAAAAGCUUGGCGAGAUGUGGAACAGCCUUGGAGAUGCCAACAAACAACCCUACCUAAUAAAGGCCAACAAGCUUAAGGACAAGUAUCAAAAGGAUGUUGCAGACUACAAGACGAAGGGCAAGGUUGGGGGCGUGCCCAUGGGGAUGGGAAUGGGUAUGGGAAUGAUGGGCAAUUGUAUGGCUCCAAAACCCAUGAUGAAGAGCAAUAUGGAUGAUGAAGAGGAUGAUGAGGAUGAGGAAGAUGAAGAGGAUGAUUAUGAUGAUGAUGAUGAAUAGACUUUCAUUUUUGUGUGUUUGAUCAACAGUAAUUACUAUUUUCUCUCAUUGAAGUACAGUAAGAUACGGAAUACACUGGUGGUCUCUCAUAGCUCCAUUAUUGUUUUAAUAGAGGUGGAAUGUUUUGUGUACUGUGGGUGAGAGACUAACUACCACAGCAUCAUACCUCCAACUUGUGUGUGUGUGUGUGUGUGUGUGUGUGUGUGUGUGUGUGUGUGUGUGAGAGAGAGACUGAAUGCAUGUGCACAUGUUAGGAUUUCAUAUCAUCAUCAUUGCCCAGUGUCUUCCUAGCCCAUGUUUGUAUCCGUUUACCAAUUGUAUAACAAAAAGCAUUUAAACGACAUACAAUUUCUCUAAAUGUAAAUCCCUGACUGAUAUAUUUUCUUUUUUCUCAGAGUUCUCUGAGAUUGUUUGUAACUCUGUAUAUGGUUGAAAUUGAGUAGAGAUUGUUUCAUGGUUGUAGUUUGUUGCAUGUGAAAGGUGUCAUAGUUUGAUACUGUGCACCAGUAUCAGACAUUUCAUGCUGAACAAGUCAUUAGCUUCUGUUCCUUUUCCCUGUCUGUUUUAGGAAAACCCUGCAGAUGAGUGCAAAAGAGCAAUUCCUACCAGCACAUCAAUUAGUCCUACUGCAGGGGUGUAUGCUCAAUGUUGUCCACUAUACUACAUUAGAUGUUUGCACAUCUGAGAUCAAUAUAGGAAAGAUAUUUAUUUUAUCUUUCCUAUUUAUUAACUACUGUGUGAUCUAGGAAUGCGCAGAUAUAGAAAUACAGAUACCCAAUAAUUAUUUUUUAUGUUAUCUCUGAAAACAGAUGCGUUGGCUGAUAUUAUAAAUCAAUAAAUCAGCAUUCAUACUAAAGCUCCAAACAAUAUUUUACAUGUUUGUGUAAAAUGAGGGGAAAUCAAUCUGGCAUAAAAGAAUAAUGUUUGUAUUCAGGAAAAAAAAAUGUAAGCCCUAAUAUUAUCUGCUUCCAAAUUUCAGCAAAUGCUAAUAUUGCCCAAUGUCAAUAUGGUCUCCAAUAUAUUGUGCAUCCCUAGUUUAUCCUUAUAUGUUUUCUUGAAUAUAAAGUGUGAAGCAAUGCAACAGCCGAUGAAAAAUCUGUACUUAUCUGUAUCUACAGUUUUCAUUUUAUAUGUUUGAAGUUUGCGAUUAAAUUGAAACAUUUUUA